Paramisgurnus dabryanus is the source of this 1818-nucleotide messenger RNA. RefSeq names its product C-C chemokine receptor type 5-like. Gene Ontology annotation, molecular function: C-C chemokine receptor activity; C-C chemokine binding. Gene Ontology annotation, biological process: immune response; cell chemotaxis; calcium-mediated signaling. Lineage: Eukaryota; Metazoa; Chordata; Actinopteri; Cypriniformes; Cobitidae. Gene Ontology annotation, cellular component: external side of plasma membrane; membrane. The record is from RefSeq and is a predicted model, not a curated record.
GCACUUAUGAAGUAUUAAAUGCAGUUCAUUAUGUUUUUGAAUAUGAUGAAGUACCGCCUUUAUGAGGUACAGGAAAUAACACCUCCUUUGUUCUGUAUAUCCUCUGGCAUCAAGACUCACACACAUUUCACAGAUUCAACUCUCAUAAGCAGGAGACAUGACAGGGGAGCCACUGCAAUCCAACAGUUCAAAUGAUUCAGACUAUGGGGAUUACUAUAAAAAUGACAACUCUGAUAAUGUUGAACAGCCAUGCAACAACGGCAACACAGAGGCCUUCAGUGAAGUUUUUCUGACCACCCUGUACAGCAUAGUCUUCAUCAUUGGCUUCAUCGGGAACGGCCUGGUAGUGUGGGUCCUCAUCAGAUACCGUCGCAAAUCCAACAUGACAGACGUGUGCCUCUUAAACCUCGCCAUCUCUGACUUGCUCUUUCUUGUGUCACUUCCAUUCUGGGCUCAUUCGGCCAUGGCUGACUGGAUCUUUGGUAAAUUCAUGUGUCAUACCGUAACGGCCCUUUACACACUGGGUCUCCACGGCAGUAUCUUCUUCAUGGUGCUUAUGACAGUGGAUCGCUAUGUCAUUAUCGUCCAUCCCCACAGUAUCUUUUCCAAGAACCGCUCUGCCAAAAUGGGUUUGGUUCUGGCUUCGUUCGUGUGGAUCCUCAGCCUGUUUGCAUCUCUCCCAGAUAUUUUAAUUGCCCAUGAGUCCAAAGAGAUGAAUGAUUCAACAUAUUGCAGAUCACACUAUUCAAGUGAUGCCAUGAAGACUUUUAUUUACUUUAAGAUAAACGUCUUGAGUCUGUUUCUCCCUCUGAUUAUAAUGGUUUAUUGUUACGCACGGAUCAUCCCAACUCUGAUAAACCUCAAAUCACAAAAACGACACAAAAUCAUCAGACUCAUUCUGGCUGUGGUGGCUGUUUAUUUCCUCUUUUGGACACCAUACAACAUUACCCUAUUACUUCUCUUCAUGCAGACACAAGGCUACAUACAGUCUUGUGAGUGGGAUAACAGUUUGAGUCUGACUAUGCAAUGGGUGGAGACUAUCGCCUUCAGUCACUGUUGCCUCAAUCCCAUCAUCUACGGCUUUGUUGGAGAGAAGUUCAGAGGAGAAGUCAUAAAGGUGGUAAAGGAGCAGUUUCCCAUGUGCAUCAGACAAUGCUCAUCUUUCUCACAACAGUUAUCUGAACGCAAAGCCUCGACCUUCUCAAGAUCAAAUGAAUAUUCUAGUACACACAUGUAGUGCACUGCUAAUUCAGUGUGGAAUUAUAGCGUUUAUUCUUCCUGUGUUGAUACAAAAGAGUAUUUUCAUUUUGAGCAACUCUUGUUUCUUCGAACUCAAGUUCCUUUUUUUAACUGAAUGUAUUAUUCUACAUAAUGGUUUGAUAUGUUUUAUGCUUGUUUUUGAAAGUUUUGUCAGCAUUAUGAAUGUAAAGGCUACAGUAUGUUUAGCUGUCAUGAUAUAAGGCAGAAUUUGACCUAGCGCUGGCGCUAUGUGCAGGGGUGCACAUAACUUUUUUUGUCCUGGUUCGCAAAGGAGCACCUGGAGAUGCUGCCUGGUACUCACACUAUUCAUAGCGCCGACAUCCUACAUGCUGUCAACAUCAUUCUCCUGACUACUCUCUUCACCAUAUCACUUUGGUUUAAACAUGGUAGACGAUGAUGUAUAUAAAAUGAAAUAUAACUGGUUAUUGUUUUAACACAUGUAACCUUUAUAAAUGUCUGCUUACUCAUAUAAAUGUCAAAUAUUGUUAAAGACAAGUAAAUGGUCAGAAAUAUAAAAAAAUUCUGAUUAUGAGCAAUAGCACAAAUGAAUACAAUAGA